UAAGCUGUGUUGUUGGAGGAAGGAAAGGAAACGGUGUGGCAAAGUCAGAAAUCUAAAACAUUAGAAAACAACACCACAUCCUUUAAAUACGGUACGAAGAAAUAAACGAAGAAAAGCCAACUGAGUCCAUCGUUUUUAAAGCGGGGGCCGACAUGUCUGAAACAUACGACUUCCUGUUUAAGUUCCUGGUCAUUGGAAGUGCUGGGGCAGGGAAAUCUUGCCUCCUGCACCAGUUCAUUGAGACCAAGUUCAAGCAGGACUCCAACCACACCAUCGGGGUCGAGUUUGGGUCCAGGGUGGUCAACGUCGGGGGUAAGACGGUUAAACUACAGAUCUGGGACACAGCCGGACAGGAGCGCUUCAGGUCUGUGACUCGUAGCUACUACCGCGGAGCGGCAGGGGCGCUGCUCGUCUAUGACAUCACAAGCCGGGAGACGUACAACGCCCUGACUGACUGGCUGACAGACGCACGGACGCUGGCCAGCCCCAACAUCGUCAUCAUCCUGUGCGGCAAUAAGAAGGACCUGGACGCGGACCGAGAGGUCACCUUCCUCGAGGCGUCCCGCUUCGCACAGGAGAACGAACUGAUGUUCCUGGAGACUAGCGCUCUGACAGGGGAGAAUGUGGAGGAGGCCUUCCUCAAAACCGCCCGUACCAUCCUCAACAAGAUAGAGUCAGGUGAGUUGGACCCAGAACGGAUGGGUUCAGGUAUCCAGUAUGGAGAUUCUUCUCUGAGGCAGCUGAGACAGCCCAGAGGUACCACCGCACAGACCAAGCAGCAGUGUAACUGCUAGGGGCCGGACCUCACCCUCACUCUUCAGCCCCACUCGCACAUGCACAGGACGUGCCCUAAAGCUCGAGGUGUUUUGGGAUGUGCAGGACUCUUCCCCUUAUCCCUUCUGAAACCACUUACACACGUACAGCAUACCUUGACCAGUCGCCAUGGAGAUGACCUGCAACUCCUGACCAUUGGUAAGAGACUAUACUUCCUGCCAAGGGAGGUUACCCAGGCUCCUGGGUCCUAGGCUGGGAAACCCUGUGGUGUGAACUGUGCUGGGUACAUAAGAAGAAGAGUCCAUAUCUGGGAUGACUGUCAGGGUCAGGGGUUAUGUGUAGGGGAUUUCCUGUUUUUACCCUCCCUUUGUGGUUUUUAUCAACACAUGCUUGCACACACACACACACACACACACACACACACACACACACACACACACACACACACACACACACACACACACACACACACACACACACACACACACACACACA
This is a messenger RNA of Oncorhynchus gorbuscha (pink salmon), 1269 nucleotides long. RefSeq names its product ras-related protein Rab-4B-like. NCBI's taxonomy places the organism in Eukaryota, Metazoa, Chordata, Actinopteri, Salmoniformes, Salmonidae. Bases 153 to 794 code for a protein of 213 amino acids. The record is from RefSeq and is a predicted model, not a curated record. Gene Ontology annotation, cellular component: endosome. Gene Ontology annotation, molecular function: GTPase activity; GTP binding. The transcript has 8 exons. Gene Ontology annotation, biological process: Rab protein signal transduction; regulation of endocytosis.